This is a messenger RNA of Mastomys coucha (southern multimammate mouse), 1745 nucleotides long. RefSeq names its product CD151 molecule (Raph blood group) (gene Cd151). Gene Ontology annotation, cellular component: membrane. The record is from RefSeq and is a predicted model, not a curated record. Bases 310 to 1071 code for a protein of 253 amino acids. The transcript is spliced from 9 exons. NCBI's taxonomy places the organism in Eukaryota, Metazoa, Chordata, Mammalia, Rodentia, Muridae.
GCUGCGCCCGGGGCGGGGUCGCGCGCGGGGCGUGUCCUCGCAGGCCCCGGGCCGAGCAUUCUCUGCACUCCGAGUGAUCGCUCCUUCAGUGGCUGCCGGGGCUGGUAUUUCAAAACGUGGUUGAUCUGGUGGCUCUGAGAACCAUUUUGACCACUGCUUCAUUUACCAUAGGAGGAGUGGCAAGAUCCCACCUGCUAGGUGAAGGGCAGAUCAGUGACUUUUGACCUGUCCCUGCUGGUCCUGACUUCCAGUGUUGGAGGCCUGGUGCUUCGGGUCAUCUGACCUCCUCCCCAUUUCUCCAGGCCCAGGAUGGGUGAAUUCAAUGAGAAGAAGGCAACAUGUGGCACAGUCUGCCUCAAGUAUCUGCUGUUCACCUACAACUGCUGCUUCUGGCUGGCCGGCCUGGCCGUCAUGGCAGUGGGCAUUUGGACACUGGCCCUCAAGAGUGACUACAUUAGUCUGCUGGCCUCAAGUACUUACCUAGCCACAGCCUACAUCUUAGUGGUGGCUGGUGUCGUUGUCAUGGUGACUGGAGUCCUGGGCUGCUGUGCCACUUUCAAGGAGCGUCGGAACCUGUUACGCUUGUACUUCAUCCUGCUCCUCAUCAUCUUCCUCCUGGAGAUCAUUGCUGGCAUCCUGGCCUAUGUCUAUUAUCAGCAGCUGAACACAGAGCUCAAGGAGAAUCUGAAGGACACCAUGAUCAAGAGGUACCACCAGUCAGGCCACGAGGGUGUGACCAGUGCUGUAGACAAGCUGCAGCAAGAGUUCCACUGUUGUGGCAGCAACAGCUCUCAAGACUGGCGAGACAGUGAGUGGAUCCGCUCUGGUGAGGCAGACAACCGCGUGGUUCCUGACAGCUGCUGUAAGACUGUGGUAACUGGCUGUGGCAAACGGGACCAUGCCUCCAACAUCUAUAAAGUGGAGGGAGGUUGUAUCACUAAGCUGGAGACCUUCAUUCAGGAGCACCUGCGAGUCAUUGGGGCCGUGGGCAUUGGCAUUGCCUGCGUGCAGGUCUUCGGCAUGAUCUUCACCUGCUGCUUGUACAGAAGCCUCAAGUUGGAACACUACUGAUCAUGCUGGCAGGCCACGUGGCCAGCCUUGCACUACAUCCCAGCCCCACUACUGAAAACUACUGACUUAGACUGCUGACUGCCAGAAGUAGCUUCAAGUGCCUUUCACUGCACACCAAAGUCCCAAAGCUUGAGGCAGCGUACUUUGCCCCAGCAUUAAGAAGAGGGGGCACAUAUGCCAGUGUUGGGCUAGGCCUGGCUAGUAGAAAAGGGUUUAGAUUACUUGACGGAAGUGCCCCUCAUGCACAGACUGCUUACCUUUAGGUAGCUGUGAUCUGCAGUAAGUCUGGGGAGAACCUGGGCAUACCACUACACGGUGGGUAAAAGCAGGUGGGAAGGGGCCUUUCUGGUUGGACCAGGCACCUUUCAUGCCUGCUACCGGGAACCCUUAGAUCUACCUGCCCCAAACAAAUGGGGCAAGCUGAGGGGAACACUGAUCCCACACUUUAUGCUCUGUCCUCUCCACACAGGCCUCUUGCUCCUAACAGCCUCAGCCCUGGCCUUUUCUCACUACUGAUAACACUGUGUAAAUGCUCCAUGUUCCUGUACACUGUCUUCUUUUAGAACAUCUCUGGGUGGAACAUGGCUGUUUUCAUUCACUGCUGUAUCCCAGAUGCCCACAAAUGCUCCUGCUCUGUAACGGGUGCUCAAUAAAUGUCUAAGCAGCCGAGUCAG